Canis lupus familiaris (dog) is the source of this 633-nucleotide messenger RNA. Its product is annotated as vegetative cell wall protein gp1-like. The transcript is spliced from 4 exons. The record is from RefSeq and is a predicted model, not a curated record. Bases 1 to 633 code for a protein of 210 amino acids. NCBI's taxonomy places the organism in Eukaryota, Metazoa, Chordata, Mammalia, Carnivora, Canidae.
AUGGCGCGCCGAGAAGCGCUCCCGCGGGCGCAGCGGGCCGGACGCGCAGCGAGCACCGGGGGGCGGGGCCCGCCUGAGCCCGAGAUCCGAGCGGGCCCCGCCCCCGGCCCCGCCCCUCCGCAGCCGCACGCGGGGCGGGAGCCCGAGCCUCGCGCGGAGUGGGCGGAGCCGGAGCCGCUCGAUCCUUCCCCGGCCCCGCCCCCGGAGCCCGAGCCCUCGCACCCCGAGCCCGCAGUGGGCGGAGCGGGAGCCGCGCGAUACCUCCCCCGGCCCCGCACCCGAGCCGAAGCCAUCGACAGUGGGCGGAGCCGGGAGCCGGCGAUCCCGCCCCGGCCCGCCCCCGCGAGCCCGAGACCUCGCACAGUUGGGCGGAGCCGGAGCCCGGGAGAUCCUUCCCCGGCCCCGCCCACGGAGCCCGAGCCCUCGCAGAUGGGCGGAGCCGAGCAGCGCGAUCACGCACGGCCCGCCCCCAAGGAGCCCGAGCCCUCGCAGGUGGGCGGAGACCGGAGCAGCGCAGAUCCCGCCAAGGCAAAGCCCCCCGGAGCCCGAUCCUUCGCCGUUUUAGGCUGCGUGGACUCGGCCGUAUUCUGGUGGCUACAGGAGAGUCAGCGGGCAGCCCAGGUGCAAGAGUGA